AUAGUCUCUCCAGAAACUUUUCAAGCAGUUGAGUGAGUGAGCGAGGCAGCCUGUCACUGUCCGAAGCCCCUGCUGCAGCCAUGGCAGAGACAGAGCUGGCCCAGAAGCUGCAGCGCCGACUGGUUCUGGAAGAUAACGAGCCCCCCACGGACGCAGUCGAGGAGCAGUCGCUGGAGCAGCAGCACCAGAAUGGAGAGGAGAAGGUGCUCACUUCCAAUGCUGACUCCGAACUGAGUGCCAAACUGAACAGGAGGCAGGACAUCAACACUGGCAAUGUGGUGCCAGCCAACCGGGCCAACAUCUUCAACCCUUACACCGAGUUCAAGGAGUUCUCCCGAAAGCAGAUCAAGGACAUGGAGGAAAUGUUCAAAAAGUAUGAUUCCGGAAAAGAUGGCUUUAUUGAUAUGAUGGAGCUGAAGUUUUUGAUGGAGAAGCUGGGUGCCCCACAGACUCAUCUUGGACUUAAGAACAUGAUAAAGGAAGUGGAUGAGGAUUUUGACAACAAGCUGAAUUUCCGAGAGUUUCUACUGAUCUUUCACAAAGCAGCAGCCGGGGAGCUGGAGGAGGACAGUGGCUUGCUGGCGCUGGCUAAACUUUCCGAGAUUGAUGUGGACGUUGAGGGAGUGAAAGGUGCCAAGAACUUCUUUGAGGCCAAGGUCCAGGCUCUUUCCUCAUCCAGUAAGUUUGAAGCAGAGAUCCGUGCAGAGCAGGAAGAGAGGAAACGGCAGGAAGAAGAGAAGAAAAACCGCAGAGCUGCCUUUAAAGAACUGAAGUCUGCGUUUAAUCAGUAACUAACCAUUAGUAGACAAUGCACAUAAGCUUCUCCCAGCUCUGCACUUCUCAACCAUAAUUCAGCGUGAGAGGCUCUUAAGCCUUAUAAGGGCGGAUAACUUUGCAACUAAUCCUUUUAAAAGCAGAGAACGUUGUUCCAUCUAAUCUUUUAUACAAGGGACCUACAUUUGGCCUAACCACAUUUUUUAUGCGGGUAUAUUGCAAUUCUGUAUACCACAUCACCAUCUGUUAUGCUUCUUUUCUCUUGAGUAAGUUCUUGUUCUGCUGCACCACAAGAGAUAAUGAUUUUAUUUGUACUAAACCCUUAACAGAUAAGAUUUCAGUGUAAAAUUGUUCCUAUAGCUACUACAGCUGCAAGAAUCAUAGGCAAUCAUUUUCCUUCCGUUCUUAACUGCAGCCCUGUUCUAAGGUUGCUAAAAAAAAGCAGUUGCCUAAUAAUUAAUAGUAUGGGAUGUAUUAUACAGAAACCUGUUAUCUAUAAAGUACAGAAAUACUGCUGUGGUCUAUUAAGGAACAAAUCUUAAAUUUUUCACUGAUUUGAUUUUUCUCUUAAACAUUCACUGCAUAUAUAACUACAUUCCAGCUAAUCAGGGACUGAGAGUAAUAUUUUAAAGCAUACAGACUGAAAACUAUUCUGUAACCUAUUCCAUAAAUUACAGUUCCAUUGAUAGCAGUUGCCUUAUCACUUGCCCUAUAAGAGAUAGGGGCGCCCUGUUUUUUUUUUCUUAAAGACAAGGUUUCCCAUUCAUUAUGCCUUAAAUAUCAAUAGCAGUGCUUCUUGUUCAUCUGUGCGUGGCAUGCUGGGAAACUGAAUAAAUAAAGGGACAGUAUCUAUGCUAAAAUUCUUUUAGGCAAACAUUUGAGAACACCAUGCAGGGCUUAUGGUUAGCAAGCAGGCUUUCGAAAAUGACCUUCUUUGGAGCCGAAAGUACUACUGGCAUCACUUGGAUUGGCACGAGCUGUAAACUAGAAUUUACCAUUAGGAACAGUCCGAUGUCGACUACAUGCUUGAACUAUUCGUUUUUAAAAACUGCUGAUAAUAUUGUCAGAUUGUAUUAGCUGUACAAAACCUGAAAGAAAGUAUAUUUAAAAGAGGGGCAUAUAUAUUCUUUGCUUAGGGGGCAGAGGAAUCUAUUUCAGAAAGAAACAAGCAUAUAUAAAGAUUCAAUCCUUUCUAUAAUAUUUGUUAGGUAAAGAUUUCAAGAUAAAUCCUAAAAGAAGUGUUCCGUCCAUUAGGUAUAACGACCACAAGCUCUAAUAACACUGCUCAAAGCCAGAAAUAUGUUUUUUGGUUCUUAUUCAGGAUCAGCUUCACAGCUGUGGUAACUGAUAUUCUAAAUGGCCUGUCCAAAGAAUAAGGCAGCUGGAAUUCAUGAAAAGAGAUGCAGCAGCGGGUCCUUCCCUUCCCAAUGUGUUUCGGUGUGUUAGUAAAAAUCACUGUGCAAAUACCCCCAAUCCAAGGUGACACAGAGAGCCUACUGCACCUUUCUCUCUGCCAGGUUGCCCAUUGCCCAUUUAGAAUAUAUCCAACAUCUGUAAAGUUGCUACUGGAUAACAAACCAUUAAAAAGAGCUUUAUCAACUAUUGGCUGAGGGAAGAAACCAAAUGAAUAUGAAUUGUUGCUUUAGCCUCUGCUUUGAGAGAAGAACCUGCUCCGGGAAUUAAUUGAUCCUGGUACUUAAGAUGUUAAUAAUUGUUUUAUGAAUUCUAUUUCCUUGUGUGACGGAGGAGGACGACCGGCACAAUAACAGGAUUCCAGUGCUCUGAGAUUUCCAGAGUUGUGCUGAAUACCUGCUGUUCUCCCUACCUUUUAUAUUAAUAUUGAAAAAUAAACAUUUUAAUAAUAAAA
Messenger RNA from Xenopus laevis (African clawed frog), 2641 nucleotides. It is a transcript of the gene efhd1.S, whose product is annotated as EF-hand domain family member D1 S homeolog. The transcript has 4 exons. Bases 81 to 791 code for a protein of 236 amino acids. Gene Ontology annotation, cellular component: mitochondrial inner membrane. The record is from RefSeq and is a predicted model, not a curated record. Gene Ontology annotation, molecular function: calcium ion binding; calcium ion sensor activity. NCBI's taxonomy places the organism in Eukaryota, Metazoa, Chordata, Amphibia, Anura, Pipidae.